Cuculus canorus (common cuckoo) is the source of this 2480-nucleotide messenger RNA. It is a transcript of the gene SELENOP, whose product is annotated as selenoprotein P. Gene Ontology annotation, biological process: selenium compound metabolic process. Gene Ontology annotation, cellular component: extracellular region. The record is from RefSeq and is a predicted model, not a curated record. Gene Ontology annotation, molecular function: selenium binding. The transcript has 5 exons. Lineage: Eukaryota; Metazoa; Chordata; Aves; Cuculiformes; Cuculidae.
UGCUUGCAAGGUCGUUCAGAAUAAGCUCCCUGAACUUUGAACUGUAUCUGCAAAGUGAGAUAAACAAGAGCCAUAUAAAUACCACAGCCCUUUUCCUCAUACUGUUUUCUUCUGCAGUGGAGUUAAGAGGAGCUGCCAAGGAGUGGGGGUAGGAAAGGAUAAAGCCCAGCCAUGUGGGCAGGGCUGGGGCUAGUUCUGGCUCUCUGUCUCCUCCCAGGAGGAGGGGCAGAGAUCCAGAAUUGCAAGGAGCCCCCAGAAUGGCGUAUUGGGGAGGAAAACCCAAUGAUGAAUUCUAGAGGGUCAGUGACGGUGGUGGCUCUCCUCCAAGCUAGCUGAUACUUGUGCCUGCUGCAGGCUUCCAGAUUGGAGGACCUGCGACUGAAGUUGGAGAAUGAAGGACUGGUCAAUAUCACAUAUGUUGUUGUCAACCAUCAGGGAGCUUCUUCCCAGAGGAAAUUUCACCUACUGAAAGAAAGUGUUUCUGACUAUAUCACUGUGUACCAGCAAGAUGAGCAGCAAGAUGAUGUCUGGACCACCUUAAAUGGAAACAAAGAUGACUUCCUCAUCUAUGACAGAUGUGGCCGUCUCGUGUAUCAUCUGGGCCUGCCCUAUUCCUUCCUGUCUUUCCGAUACGUAGAAGACGCUAUUAAGAUUGCGUACUGUGAAAACAAGUGUGGAAACUGCUCCUACAUGGAAUCGGAUAUUAAUGAUGUAUGUGAAAACAUCACUAAAAAAGCAGAUGAAGAGCCAACAGAGAUAGAACCCAAACCAGCAGGUCAUCAUUCACAUCACCAUCACCCACACAGACAUAGACACCACCACCAUCAUGAGGGCAGUCAUCAUUCCAAAAAAGAGAACCAUCACCUUCCUUCUGAAACUCAAAGACAUCAUCAUACCAGCAGUCAGCGUUACAGAGCUUUUGGCCGUAACAGACAUGAUCACAUAGGUAGUCAUGAACCGGUAGACACUGUCCCUCCAGGAGAAAGUGUGGGAAUUACACAAGAUAAAAGGCUAUGAAAAAAAGGGAAAACCAGCUGCAAAAACCUGUUAACCUGAAACUGGCAGACAGCAUCAGACCUAGCUUCUAGUAGCUGAUGCUGCCAUUGCCGACACCUUUUGUUUGAAGAGCUAGGAAAUUCUGUCACUUGACAGUGUCGUGGAGCACUUCCAAAUUCUUGCAGGUGACACGGCCAGCUGUCAGCAGAGGACAUCACUGAAUCCUGACAGUGACGUCUGCACACUGCUGCCUGACAGUCACCAGCAGCAGGAGAAAGUGAAACUAGUGACACCUCACAAUGACAGGAAAAGGCAAAAAACUGAGCCUGAAAAACAAACUAAACACCUAAAAAAUGCAAGGGAGUCCUACUACCUAAAUUCAUACGAUCGUGAAGGUGGAAAAAUUAGCAGAUUAAGUGGUUUUAUUGCCCCUGGUUAAAAAUUAUACUGACAGGUGUAUAGACAUAAAAUAGUGCAAAGCAGUAGAUUUCCAGAGCAGUGCUCUUAGAAUUAUGGAAUACCUGUCAAAUUCCAUCAGUGAAAAGCUUCAUAAUUUAAAGGACUUUAAUUGACCUGUAGUUUGUUUUUCAGUUGUAGUAGGAAGGUGUCUACAUUCUUGAUUGAUUUGUCUGUCUUGUUUUUCUCCUAACAUUCUCCUUGCCUUUGUGAGGACAGGAACAUAAACUAUGACCUAGGGGUUCCUGUCUGAUGUUUUGCAAUGAAGAACAGAAGAAAACCAAAACAGAUAUUUUAAUCAUUUUUUAUUAAGAAGAUGGAAUAUAUUCCAAAGUUGCCUUUUUUUUUUUUUUUUUUUUCCUAACCUGGGGAUACAAAAUAUGCACAAGAAAAGCUUAGGGAACACGCCAAGAUAACUUUUUAUCUCAAAUGUAAGAUAGAAGCAGUAAUAGCAUUAUUUUAAAGGCAGAUUUACAUGCUUAACUUUUGUGGAUUAGAUAUGGUAUCGGGGUUCUUUAAUACACACUACUACAGCUUGUAAAAUCCCACUAAAUCAGUAAGAGCGUGCUUUGAGUGAGAAGCAGUAUUAACAACUCUUCAUAAAGAAUCAGUAUCAAAAAAAGGGAGGGGUGGAACAAAUUUAAACUUGGUUUAAUUUUUAACUUUGUUUAUAACAGUGCUGAAUUUGAUAAUCUGUGUUGAUUAGUAAGGUAUUAUACCACUUAGAUUUGUAUAAUCUCUCUGUCUGUACCUUAGCGUUCCUAACCUUUGAUUAACUGAGUUGAAGUAAAAACAUAGUUGUCUGAAGGAUUCCUGAAUGAAGAAGAGAAUAUUCAAGAAAAGAAAACUGCUUUGAAAGUGUACACCAUAAUUAAUGAUGGUUUAAUAGGGAAAUUAUUACUCCUACAAAACCUGAAUCUCUUUAUUGUGAACACUGAAAAGCAAGAAAGUAGCCUUGAAUAUAAACAGAAUGCAUGUCUUUGGAAUAUUUGGCAAGAACGUUUUCAAAUAAAAAUAUUCUGUAUUCA